CUUGGCGGCGGGCAACACUGAACCUCCCAGCAUGCUUUGCGGCCUGGCGGAGAGGCCCGACGCCUAGUGAUGGGGAGCCCUCGAUGCUCUACGCCGCCAAAUCGGCUGUAGCGGUUGAGGUUGAGCCCGGGGCCUGGGAAUUGGACGCUCGCAGAGGGGGAAAAUGGAAGCGUGGCGCUGUGUGAGGAGAGGCUACGGCCGCUGUGUGGUGGGGAGAGGCAGAUACCCCAUGUUACCCCAUCACCAGAAGAGUCUCGGCAGAGACUGGACUGCACCGUGGGAGAAUCUGCAAAGGUGUUGCUGGAACAGACAUAUUUCUAGUUGUAUGAGGUGGCCUGGACAUUAUUCUCGUGCUCCUUACCCAUACUUCAGUAGUAGGCAUUUUUCACUAAAUUGGAGACCACCUUGUUUGUUUGAGUCUAGAACUCAGUUUCAGUACUGGAACUGGAGACCUGACAACCUGAGCCAGACAUCUUUGAUUCAUCUCUCUAGUUACAUCAUGAACUCUGAGGGAGAUGAGCCUUCAUCAAAACGAAGAAAACACCAAGGCACAAUAAAACGGGAUUGGGAAUAUAUAUGUAACCAUAAUAAAGAAAAAACGAAGAUCCUAGGAGACAAAAAUGAUGACCCCAUAUGUGAAGACAGUGAGAACAAGUUUGACUUUUCAGUGAUGUCCUAUAAUAUACUUUCUCAAGAUUUAUUGGAAGACAAUUCACACCUUUAUAAGCACUGCCAGCGGCCAGUAUUACACUGGAGUUUUAGGUUUCCCAAUAUUCUGAAAGAAAUUAAACACUAUGAUGCAGAUGUACUUUGUUUGCAAGAAGUGCAAGAAGAUCAUUAUGGAACAGAGAUCAGGCCAAGUUUGGAAUCAUUGGGUUAUCACUGUGAAUACAAGAUGCGGACAGGAAGGAAACCUGAUGGCUGUGCCAUUUGCUUCAAACAUUCCAAAUUUUCCCUCUUAUCAGUGAACCCAGUGGAAUUCUACCGCCGUGAUGUUCCUCUAUUGGACAGAGACAAUGUUGGAUUAGUGUUACUCUUGCAGCCCAAAAUCCCAAGUGCUGCCUCCCCUGCAAUCUGUGUGGCUAACACACAUCUGUUGUAUAACCCAAGGCGAGGUGAUAUUAAACUGACCCAACUGGCAAUGCUUCUGGCAGAGAUUUCCAGUGUUGCCCAUCAGAAAGAUGGCAGCUUCUGCCCCAUUGUUAUGUGUGGUGACUUUAAUUCUGUUCCUGGUUCUCCACUGUAUAGUUUUAUAAAGGAAGGGAAAUUGAAUUAUGAAGGACUUGCCAUAGGAAAGGUAUCUGGCCAGGAACAGUCUUCACGGGGACAAAGAAUUUUAUCUAUUCCAAUUUGGCCCCCAAACCUAGGUAUCUCACAGAACUGUGUGUAUGAGGUACAGCAGGUACCAAAAGUAGAAAAGACAGACAGUGAUCUGACACAAACACAGCUGGACAAAACAGAGGUCCUAGUAACAGCUGAAAAAUUAUCUUCAAAGUUACAGCACCAUUUCAGCUUGUCAUCUGUUUAUUCACAUUAUUUUCCUGACACUGGAAUUCCAGAAGUGACCACCUGUCAUUCCCGAAGUGCCAUAACUGUGGAUUAUAUUUUCUAUUCCGCUGAAAAGGAAGGUGUUGCUGGGCAGCCAGGAGCCGAAGUUGCUUUGGUUGGUGGCUUGAAACUUCUAGCUAGACUGUCACUUCUUACAGAACAAGACUUAUGGACUGUUAAUGGACUUCCAAACGAAAAUAACUCUUCGGAUCAUCUGCCUUUAUUGGCUAAAUUCAGACUUGAGCUCUGACUCCUUUGUUUUUUUUUUUUCAGUACGCGGGCCUCUCACUGUUGUGGCAUCUCUCGUUGCAGAGCACAGGCUCCAGAUGUGCAGGCCAGCGGCCAUGGCUCACGGGCCUAGCCGCUCCACGGCAUGUGGGCUCUUCCCGGGGCACGAACCCGUGUCCCCUGCAUCGGCAGGUGGACUCUCAACCACUGCGCCACCUGGGAAGCCCCUUACUCUUCUUUGAUUACAUAUAUACUGUGCUUUCCCAUUUAUGUUCUUUUUCAAAGAAUGUAAAGUUGUUCUUAAGAGUUUGCAUGUUACUUAUUUUUAUGCUAUGGAAUUUUUGAAGAGGUUAUGUUAAAUGCUUGAAACAGGUAGCAGAAGAAACAAGUUUACAACAAUUUUCUUUUUUUGAUAAUGAAAAAAUAUUUUCCUGACAAGUGAGAUCUAAACGCUCUUUAUUGUAAAAGAGUUGUAAAUAUUUAUUAUAAAUUCCAGUAAAAUUGACAGUGAUUUUUAAAUACAGUGCAGUUUCUUUAGUCCUCUUAGUAAAGAAUUUCAUGUUUUUGGCAAGCUUUACAGUGGAUCCAAAAUAUCUUUGAGUUCUUACAAACCACAACUCAUUUCCCUUGCAGAGGCCCGAUUUCAUCAUGAGGAUCAUAUGUUUGUUGAGUCCUAAGUAGUUCAUCUCAGAAAUCAUCGGGUUCACAAGUGUCCAGCCAACCAUUAUAGUUUGUUUUUGAGGGGGCUCAGUAAUGCUUUUCAAAAUUGUACAGACUGCUUAAUCCAUCUUCUUACUAUCCUGAGCCGUGUAAUAUGCCUGCAUUUUAUUGGGGAAAUAUAGGUCACCAUAACUAGUAGGAUGAAGUGCUUUACACAAGCCCACUUUCCAUCCUGUCAGAGACCAUUGCAGGAUACCUAGGAGAGGCAGAGAUUGGGGUUAUGCCUUGUGUUUCCCUAGUAAUUUUUUUUUUUUUUAUAUUCGGUUUCAAGAAAAGAUCCCUGGAUUGGGAAAGAUAUUUUAUUUUACUUAACUAAUCCUGUAGAAAUUUAUUUUAUUAGGAAACAUAUUUGGAACAAAGUGGCAGCUAUAAGGUUAUUUUUAUUUUGCCUUAGAAAUAAGAGGAAGCCAGCAAAACUCUAGAGAGAUAUCAACUUGGAGACCUAAUGCUCAUAAGUAGUAACUUUAACUGUUUUGUUUUGUUGUGGUUUAACUGUUGUGGUUUUGUUUCUAAAAUGUUUUAUUUUAUGCAGCAGUGUGAGAUGAUGCUGAUUUUUUUUAUAAAGUGGUGAAGAUCAGGCCUAAAAUAUCCUGUAGUUGGCUCUGUAUAAGUGUUUGAAUCAAAAAUUUUUAAACAUAAUUGAAAAUUUCCUUUUUUAGACAUUGGGAUCAAAGAAUUAUAUACAUUUUUACUAAGUAGUAAUUUUAUAUUGAAUUAUACUGAAUUAUACAAUGGGUUUUACAGUGGGUUUUUUUUACAGUGGGUUUUCUUAAUAGAAUACUUCAUCUUAAAUUAGAAAGCAGCAGCUACUUUAUAGUCUUGGACUUUAAAAGUUUUUCUACUAAAGUAUUUACUACAAUGUUUAAAAAAUAAACCAGAUAAAUACCCCCAAAAGGCAUGUGGGUUACAAGGAUUUGCCUAGUAAAAAUUAUAGCGAUAAGCAAGUACUUUUAACUGUUUAAUGUCUUUCUCUCACAGUAUUAACUAUAGUUCUAGGAUUUUUCAUUUCGUAGUAAGUUUUCAGAAAAUUGUAUGUUCUAAUUAGCAGAUAUUGUCAUCAUCAAAUAAUAACAGCACAUAGUAUAUUUAUCCCCUUUUAGUAUUGGGGAAAGAAAAAUGAAGAUUCAUUGAUUACUACUUUGUGUUGUGUGAAUUUAUUAACUAACUUUAUAUAUAGGUAUUGUUGAUAAACAUCCCUGAAAACCUCUAUGAAAACUUAAUUUUUUGUAUCCUGAUUAAUAUAUUGUGAUUUUAGGCCCUUUUCAUGUGCUUCACUUCAAUAGAGUUAAUCCAUAAAAUUGCUUUCUACUUUAGCUUAUAGAAUGAAGUAUUAUUUUGUGUACUGGAGGCCAAAGGGUCCAUGUAACAUCAUAGCUUUUUAAAGCUCCACUAGGGACUUCUCUGGUGGUGCAGUGGUUAAGAAUCCACCUGCCAAUGCAGGCGACAUGGGUUCAGUCCCUGGUCCGGGAAGAACACACAUGCCACGGAGCACCUAAGCCUGUGUUCCACAACUACUGAGCGUGCAAGCCACAACUACUGAAGCCUGUGCGCCUAGAGACCGUGCUCUGCAACGAGAAGCCACUGCAGUGAGAAGCCUGCGCACUGCAACGAAGAGUAGCCCCCACUUGCUGCAACUAGAGAAAGCCUGUGCACAGCAAUGAAGACCCAGUGCAGCCAAAAAUAAAUUUAUAUAAAAAAAAAAGCUCCACUAAAAUUAACGUCCAUUUUCUUUACUUUUUUCGGUCCAAAGAGUUAAUAACUCUGUUGGAUCCUUGUAUUUAUCUGCCAAAAUUAAAUUAAAUUUGGUUAAUUGCUGAAACCAAAUCUCCCAGUCUCAAGCGCUAUGCUAUCCAAGUGUGUGGGGGUGCGGGGGUUUGUUUUUUUUUUCUUUGGCUGCACCCUGCGACUUGUGGGAUCUUAGUUCCCUGACCAGGGAUUGAACCUGGGCCAUGGCAGUGAAAGCAGAGUCCUAACCCCUGGACCUCCAGGGAAUUCCCUAUGCUAUUUAAGUUUUAAAUGGAAAGGGAUAUAUUAUGGAGUAAUGAAAUGCUUUACUGUAUGUAGCCUUUGCUAUCUGUAUGCGUGUUUGAAAUCAUCUUUUUUGGAAUUUAGCAGCGGUCUGCUUUUAACCCUUUGCUUUCAUAAAAAAACUAAGAUCCAGAGAAUUCAAGGGGUUGGAGAAACAUUCACGUCAAGUCAUUUGCACUUUUUCCCUGUAAGUUACCUAAUAUAUUAUUGUACUAGUACAUCUGUGCCUGAAGAUUUUGUGGUAGAUGUACUAAGCUGUGUAACUGACUUGUUGCCUCUUCUAAAUUGUUUCAUUACCCUUUUCAGCCUUUAUUACUUAGGGUGAUACCAAAAUAUAAGUGAAUUAAGAUACACCAAAAUAGAGUGAUGUUUAACACAGUCUGAAAAUUGUGGAUGACAACAAGGGUGAGAGAGUGAUAAAUUAGUUUACCAACAAGGGUGACAGAGUGAUAAAUUAGUUUACUAGGACAAGUAUGUAAUAAGAGGAAUAAGAAAAAAAUCACACCAUUUAUAUUUUUAGAAGGAAAACAAUCCUUGAGUUUCCAGGAUGGUUUUAUUAAAGUCCCAUGCUGUGUAUAAACAUACAGGUGAUGAGAAAAACAUUAACUUGAAACAUGCACUUAUCUGGCAUUCUCUAAAAUACCAUUAUACAAGUUUUCAUUUACUUAGAAAAAUACCCACUAAAACAAUCACAGUUUUUCUUAAAAGAUUUUAAAAAAUGUGUUGGCCAGAACAAAGUCCAGAGAAUAAACAAGAUUCUGAAUUGCAUGUCAAAAAAACUGUACAAGGUUGUACAUAAAACUAUAGCUUACAAAAGCCUCGGGUAUAGUAAGAAUACUGAAUUAAGAUUUCCAAAGUUCUAUUUACCAAUAUCUAUUAAUAAAAUCCUUAUGAAAUAAUUGACUUAGAAAAAGUGAAAUGCUCAUGAUUUCAGAGUGUAUAGAAAACACUAAAUACCACUUUCUGAAAUAAAGUGUACUCAAAACAGCACAACAUGUAGUCUAGAAUCAAAAUUUCUGUCAUUCAUUUAAACUUUGCAUGUAUUGCCAUAAUGGCUUAAGCAUAAAAUUUCUCUUGCAUUAAUAACUUUAAAAACUAGAUUUCAGAUCACUUCAUAGUUUUGUUUUUUAUCUUUUGAAUUAUAGCCAGUUUUAAAAUCAGUUCUAGGGGGUAAAUCAUGUCUUUUUUUUUUUUUUGCCUUAUCAAUUAAAUUACUUCACUAGAAUGUAGGAGUUUGUUGCCUUUCUCAUAUCUUUUAGAAAUUAACAUACUCCAUAGGCAAUAAAAAUAGAAUAACAACCAAGAACAUUUUAAAUUAAUUUUCAUGUUUCUGUGACUAACUCUUGCUUUGGGGAAAUGAAUCUUAAAAUCAAGAAAUGAGUGUGGAAUAAAUCAGGUUACUAAUUGAAUCAUCAAGCCAGUUGGCAGUUUUAAGGCUUAUACAUCAGCAUAUUAGAAACAGGCUGUAUUCCUAUUCCUUUCCCCUUUUCUGUGGGAAACAAGAGGCUAUGCAACUCUUGACAUUCCAUAUUUUAGAUUGGACAGUACUUAAUACUUGGAAAAUCCUAUUCCAAGCUCUUAGAAUGAUUGCAAUGUUAUAAGUAGUCUACUUAUUGGAUAUAGUAUUUUCAGAUUGAUAAACAGAUGAUGGUAUUUCAUCUAGAGAGAGAGCUAGGUCAGUAUUGUUUUAGAAUGAGAAUGAAAUGAUUCACUGGCGACUGCAAACAUCCAAAUACAAGUGGCCAUGAGGCUGCAAAUGGGUUCAUCUUGUGAAGAUUAUGGAUAACUCAUUUUAAAUUCUGCUAACUGAUAGUACUAUGCUUGAGGAAAGUGGUUAAGUUCCGAAUUUUUAACUUAUGCUGUAUUUUAAUCUAACUGAGAUGUACACUUCAGUCAAAGAAAACCAGAGGGGGAAGUACUGAGACUGAAAUAACACUUUUGUUGACUAGCAGACUUCACUUAAAUAUGCCUUUUGGUCUCAUGAGUUGGCAUGGUUGCUAAGAUCAAACAUAUGAAACGGAAGCUGUACUCUUGAUAACAUACAGACUUGGUAUGCUGUUAGAGUUAUUCUGUGUGGUCUGCAGCCAGAAGUUACACUGUAACUACCAUAUGCAGGCCGGAUAUUCAUACUGUGCUCCGUGGACUAAAUCACACUAUAAGGUGUAACACUGCACCUGAAGACUUUUCCAUUAAAACUAAGGUUCUGCUUCUCUAAUUCAUUGUAUUUUCCAAUACCAGUUCCUAAGCAUCCUGAAGUGGUACCUAAAAGCAAUGUACUGGAAAAUAAUCACAUCGUGUUGUAUUUGGUCUUAAUAUAAGACAUCAGAACACAUCUCUAACAGCAGUGAGUCCUUCAGAAUCGAGGCCUGACUUAGAGUUUCGAAAUCAGGUGAAAUGGGAUCAGCAAGGUUAGCUGGUUCUCAAGACCUACUGAUUCACUCCUGGCCUGUGCCUUUGAGUGUGUUACUGUCAGAGGUAAUUGCAAUACUGCUAAAUGUGUGUAACAGUUCAUGACCCUGUGUGCUUUUUGCUGGACCCUGCAAAGUUUAAAUGUUAGUGACAGAACAUAGACUAGCUUCUGAACGUGCUUUUCUUUUGUUUUGAAAGAACAAAAACUGCUGUCAGUGAAUGCUUUAAGAAAGGUUUAAGAAAGAAGUAACUCCAAGGUCCUGAAAAUGGUUUCCCGUAUUGCCAGAAGAAUUUCAGUGCUUUUCUAGUAAAACACUUGCAUAUAUAAUACCUUAAAUUUCAUCGCAUGUGUGCACCAGGAAAAAAAUUCCAGACCUUGUGGAGAUCCCCAUGGAAAAUAUUGGGGAAACAAUACAAAUAGAAUAUAAAAAAACAAAACACCAUUAAAUUUGCAUAUCUGAUGUCAAGAUGCUGAGGUAAUAUUGACUGCUUACAAAAAGACCCCACCAAUCUUUGCCGCUGUUAUUGCUGAAAAAGACAUUAAUACUGAUUGAGUUUACCUUACUAUAUCAAAAGUGGGAGGGAGGGUUUCAUGAACAUUUACUACUGCUGUUUAAAACAAGUAAAAGAAUGUAGGUAAAUGGGAAAAUAUAAAACUACAGUUAUGGUCUUAUCCUUUCUAUCUGGAGUGAGGGAGACAGUCUGACCGCAGUGGGAUUUAUUACUUAGCCUUUUCAUGGUUGUCCCUUCGUGAAUUUUUUUAAAGUUCAUUGUUACCACCCACUCAGAGUCUAUUCCAAGUGAACCCUUACAAAUAAAAUUCACAAGUUCUUAAUAAAUAGUUGCAGUUCCUCCUGAAGAUGCUGGGUAAAGUGCAGACAGAAGCACCAUAGAAGCCCUGUUGCUGGCUGUAUUGCUGGCCUAAAUUCGGAUUUGAUAGCCCACUUCAUUCAGAGUGCUGAGAUCAGCCACCUUCUUUUCAGGCAAUGCAGGCCUAAGGGUAAAAGAAAGAUGGUAGGCGAGAGGGGAAGGGACAGAAAGAUCAUUCAGUAUUGUCAGGGACCUCUACCCUUUUGGUAUUUGCCCCCCCUACACACACACACACCAGCCUUAGCUCCCAACUCCACCUCUUGUUUCUCAAAUCCACCUUUAUAGGUUUUAAGGAACCUUUUAAUAGGCUUUCAUUGUAGAGUUCAAAAAAAAUUUACAGGUUGCUGAAUGAGUUUCUUCAACUUUAAGCCUGAACUUGGUCACACUAACUUCUGAAACCUAGUUUCUGUAAACCUUGCAAGGGUCUAAAAAUGUUUGACUACAGUAGAACUGAACAUCUGAACCAGAUUCUCCUAGAAACCUUGGCCGCCUUGUGUCGCUGCCCUGGGGAAGCCCAGCACCUACAAGAUGUCUCAGGUGACUCAGGUUCUUGUGAAGAUUCUCAGUCACUAUUCAUUCCAGGCUUGAGGGUAUAAAAUCAGGAUGAAUCUUUUAGAAUUCAUCUGUAAAAGCAGGUCAGUGUGGAAAAUCAUUCAGUGGCAAAUCACCUCUCUUCCCUAAUUACAUUUUCUCAAGCACUUUCCAAUAUGACAGUACACCCAAGCAUUUAUAGGAAGUCGUAAGAAAGUACUUCAAGGUGGGGAAAGAAAUCAUUCAGUAGCACAUCAUCUGUCUUCAUUGAAGAUACUUCCUAGGUGACUUCCCAGUAUAAAAUCAUACCUAAGUGUUCUCAUGAUUUAUCUCACAAUUUUUUCCAUUUCUAAAAUGAGCCUCGGGGCUUCCCUGGUGGCGCAGUGGUUGAGAAUCUGCCUGCCAAUGCAGGGGACACGGGUUGGUGCCCCGGUCUGGGAAGAUCCCACAUGCCAUGGAGCAACUAGGCCCGUGUACCACAACUACUGAGCCUGCGCGUCUGGAGCCUGUGCUGUGCAACAAGAGAGGCCGCGACAGUGAGAGGCCCGCGCACCACAAUGAGGAGUGGCCCCCGCUCGCCACAACUAGAGAAAGCCCUCGCACAGAAACGGAGACCCAACACAGCAAAAAUAAAUUAAUUAAAUUUUUUUAAAGGCAAAAUUCCUUAAAAAAAAAAAAAAAAAGAGCCUCCUCCUCACCUUCUUUGGUAAGACAUAACCCAGAUUGUAAACCAGUAUGUCUGGGUUCUAACUGAAAAGUUUCACGUUUUUACAAGAAGAUCAAAGACAUUUUUAGGUUACACUUGAACCUUGUCUUAAGUGUUAAAAAAAAAAGAAGAGAGAGACCAAAAUGAAAAUAUAAUUGUUUAAAAGUUUCUUGGUUUAUACCUUUGAAAGAUUUCCUAGCAAUAAAUUUGUUUUUCCCUUGG
Messenger RNA from Globicephala melas (long-finned pilot whale), 9262 nucleotides. RefSeq names its product angel homolog 2 (gene ANGEL2). Gene Ontology annotation, biological process: 3'-UTR-mediated mRNA stabilization. The record is from RefSeq and is a predicted model, not a curated record. NCBI's taxonomy places the organism in Eukaryota, Metazoa, Chordata, Mammalia, Artiodactyla, Delphinidae. Gene Ontology annotation, molecular function: mRNA 3'-UTR binding; 3'-5'-RNA exonuclease activity.